Messenger RNA from Cucurbita pepo subsp. pepo (vegetable marrow), 1771 nucleotides. Its product is annotated as SNF1-related protein kinase regulatory subunit gamma-1-like. The record is from RefSeq and is a predicted model, not a curated record. NCBI's taxonomy places the organism in Eukaryota, Viridiplantae, Streptophyta, Magnoliopsida, Cucurbitales, Cucurbitaceae.
UUGUGUAAUUAUUAUAAGGCCAUAUGAUCGAGAGGACGAAACCAGACCGCAAAAAAGACCAACGCAACGCAAGCUUCGAUGCGUGGGACUUUCUUACAUAGCCAGGGAGAGAGAGGGAGGUGCUGACCAUUUCAAUGCUGGUGGCAGCUGACGGAGUCGCAUUCAGAGACGUGGCGGGAAGAUGGGAUAUCAGCGAUAAAUCCUGCAGGCCAGUUAAAGAGAGGGGACCUUCUGAUCUAAUUCCUGAAUUCAUUUGAGAUACACAACAGAGCCUAAGGAGCCUUUCGAAGCGCAUCUUCUGAGGAGUGAAUGAUGCAUUUCCCAGGAUCCCAGUUUACAACAUAUGGCACAAGGACAGGAGGUUAGAUAUUCUGCAUUGUCAAACUGCGAAUCCUAUUUCGAACGCAUCCAAUCUACGAAGAAACUUCCCAAGUUCUUACAGGAGACGCUGAAUGAUGCAUUUGCCAGGAUCCCAGUUUCCUCAUUUCCUGGAGUUUCGGUAGGCAGAGUUAUUGAGAUUCCAGCAGACACAACUAUUCCUCAUGCUGUGAAGAUUCUAUCUGAGUGCAACAUUUUAUCAGCUCCUGUAACAAAUCCAAAUGCAAGAGCAAGUAUAAAUUGGAGAGAAAGGUACCUUGGAAUUGUGGAUUAUUCGGCGAUUAUCUUGUGGGUCAUGGAGAGUGCGGAACUUGCUGCAGCUUCUUUAUCUGCUGGUUCAGCUACUGCUAUUGGAGUUGGUGCAGGAGCAGUUGGUGCUCUUGGAGCAUUGGCAUUAGGCGCGACAGGCCCCAUUGCAGUUGCAGGGAUAGCUGCAGCGGCGGUUGGAGCUGCUGUGGCUGGUGGAGUUGCUGUUGACAGAGGAAUCGGUAAAGAUGCUGCCACAGCGGCUGAUAGUUUAGGACAAGAUUUUUACAAAGUCUUACUGCAAGAAGAACCAUUCAAAUCAACAACAGUUCAGUCGAUAUUGAAAUCCUACCGCUGGGCUCCAUUUCUUCCAGUGACCCUAGAUAAUUCCAUGUUAGGUGUCUUAUUGCUACUCUCAAAAUAUAGAUUGAGGAAUGUACCUGUCAUCGAACCAGGGAAACCCGACAUCAAGAAUUACAUAACUCAAUCUGCAGUGGUUCAGGGUCUCGAAAGGUGUAGAGGAAGGGACUGGUUUGACUGUAUAGCUGCAAGACCUAUUUCCGAUUUAGGACUUCCUUUCAUGUCUUGUAACGAGGUCAUUACCAUCCAAAGCCAAGAGUUGAUACUGGAAGCUUUCAAGCGAAUGAGAGAUAAUCACAUUGGUGGGCUUCCAGUUGUCGAGGGGCCAAAGAACAGAAUUGUGGGAAAUAUAAGUAUAAGAGACAUAAGAUAUUUACUGCUUAAGCCUGAAAUUUUCUCCAAUUUCAGGAAGCUUACUGUUAUGGAUUUCAUCAAGACAGUAGUUAUGUUGAUCCAAGAUGUUGGGAAACUAGCCCCGCCUAUCAUAUGCAAACUCGAUUCGACUCUCGGCUCUGUUAUUCAUAGUCUUGCUUCCAAGUCAGUCCACAGGAUCUAUGUCGUAGCUGCUGAUGACGAAGUUGUAGGGGUCAUCACCCUAAGGGACGUGAUCUCGUGCUUCAUUUUUGAGCCACCCAACUACAUCAUCAACAACUUUGGAUUCUCUGCCGAAGAAAUGUUGAAUCAGUGACAUUUAUAAGUUUUCCUUACAAAUCAUAAAUAUUUAAGAUGUAAAAGAGUUGCGAGAUCUGGUUUGGCACCAGAAGUAUACUAAUUACUUGGUUUAUGU